This is a messenger RNA of Menidia menidia (Atlantic silverside), 1293 nucleotides long. The record is from the annotation of a GenBank genome assembly. NCBI's taxonomy places the organism in Eukaryota, Metazoa, Chordata, Actinopteri, Atheriniformes, Atherinopsidae.
UUGGGCGCAACGCGUGUGCGCAAGGAUAUAAGUCCGUGUCAAAGGUUUGAGAGUUUUGUUUACAAAAUGGAUGAAUUUAAAACCUGUAACCUGGACUACUUUCCCGAAAACAUUUUAAUAGAUGUGUUGUCCUACUUGAGCGUCAGAGAGCUUGUCAGAGCUGGGAGAGUGUGUAAGAGAUGGAAACGCCUUGUUAAAGACCAAAGACUGUGGAGAACGGUCGAUCUGACCGCAUGGAAAGGGGUGACAUCCCGCAUCCUUUGGGUCCUGCUGCGUCAGUACCUGGGUUGCGGACUAAGGUGCCUUCGUUUGCGUGGUUUGCUGCUCUCUGCCAGAGGCGGCACCUUUCUCUCAGAGUCGUGGCUCAAAGCUUUGUCCACUAGAUGUCCACGCCUGAGUAAGCUCUAUCUUCUGCAUGCAGACCUGAGAGGCCUGCCUAACUGUCAGAUCCUACCUCCCACUUUGCGGGUCCUGGAGUUGAGAGGCUGUGAGCUGCCUCGUGGUUUUUUUAGCCAGAACCUGCCGGGUUCUCUUCCUUCCCAAGAAAGAGCCGAAGCCACAUCUAGUGUUGGCGCACCACAGCAAGGAAAGGGUCAGAAAGGAAGAGGACUCGGAUCUCCUUCGGGCACUGGCAUUGAGAGGCUAGUCCUCAACAAUGUGCCCUCUUUCACAGACCAGCACCUGCAGAGUCUCGCGUCGUGGGAGAGGCUCAGUCGGUUAGAGUUACGUGACGCCUUUCGCGUGACAGCAAACGGGCUCAGAAGCUGUGCGGCCAAAGAUGGCCUCUCUGGUCUGGAAGGGCUUUCAAGGCUGAAGUUCCUGGAAAUAGGCAUCACGGGACGGCAAGGUUACCAGUUACAAAUGGCGUCCCUCGGGCUGGGGGCAGGAUGGCUGGGCCUGGAGGAGCUGAGCCUUGGUGGUAAAGAGGUGGGGCCCGGCCUGCUCUGCGCCAGCCGGCUGAGGGACCUGAAGCGCCUGUGCCUGUGGGCCUGCACCCUCAGCGAGCUGCAGAUAGUACGGGGCUGCAGGAUGCUCCGUGGACUCCGGCAGCUGGAGUUUUUGGACGUGGUCUUCCAGCCGAGGCAGAGUCCCCCAGUGGAAGAAGGGGAGGGGGACGGCGGAGAGCAGCAGGAUGGAGAGGAAGCUGCCGCUCCGGAAGCAGAUAAUAAUGAGGAGAACAGGACAGGAGAGUCAAACGAUCCUUUUCCAAAUCUGCGUCGCUCCCUGGCUGUCCUGCUGCCCUCUUGCGCUGUGGUUUUCACUAACUGCUCAGUUCAAGUGAAUGCCGAUUAA